GUGACAUGGCAUUGGUUAAAUAUUUUCGAGGAGUUCUCAACGGCGACAAUUGGGCUUUGAAAAUGAUGGAUGCCGAUGGAAGGCACACUUGGGGGUUGUUUUGGGGCAGCAGGUACUGGGUUGGAUCGCCCGAUCUGUGUCGCGAGAUGAAUCGCGAGGUGAAAGACACCGUUGGAUUAUUUGAAAGUAAUCGCAAGGAGCAUCUGGCAGCCCCGCCGUUCGGAGUUGACGUCAAUUCCGUAAACUUAAGGCUUGACAUUUUAAAGCCAGGCCUAAACGGAACGCACGACGUAACUCUUGGACUGUGCUUACCGGAUCACUGUACCGUGGAUGACGUUUCAAUCCUUUUGAAUUUCGCUGUCAAUACAUCGGCGAAGAAUGUUCACAGAAAAAUCGUUCUAAGCCACGUGCGAAAUCUUUCGGACGGUUACACGCUGUGGAGUGAUCACACGUUCUACAUCAUAUUGAUCACGUCGUCAUUCGUCCUGGUAUUCGUAGUUUUUGGAACAAUUUACGACGCUGCGCUAAGGUAUCAAGUUCUACGUACCGACCAACAAAAGAGGAAAGACUCGAACGUUAUUGUUGAGAUGAAGAGUUUGAGACCCUCCGAAGAUCUUGACGACGCGAUUACAAUUUCAAAGUUGUGGUCGGUCAAAACUCACAAUGGAUCUUUAGAUCUGGUGAAUCAAAGGGACGUGCCAAGACCCUUGUCCGAGGCGCUUCUGUCGUUUAGCAUUCUACUGAAUAUUUCGAAACUAGCAAGCUGGGAAGUCGGUGACGAUACUUUGGCCCCGAUACACGGACUGCGAUUAGUUUCACUUUUCUGGGUUAUCCUGGUCCAUACGUGUCUACUGGCGAACGAGAUAUCCGAUAACAUAAUGUUCAGGACAAAGGCGGAAAGCGAUUUUCUCUAUCAAACUAUAAGCAAUGGUACUUAUGCCGUCGACACAUUUUUUUUUAUGAGCGGGUGUUUAGUAUCCUUUCUCUACUUUCGCACGAUAGCAAAACAACGGAUGCGAGAGUUGCAAAUUACGAAAGGCUUCAUUGGCCAAUUUUUACAAUUUUUAGGAAUGAUGUGGUACCGUUAUUUCAGAUUGACGCCACCGUAUCUGCUCGUCAUAGGAUUCGUUCAAAUAUCCAUGAAAUGGUAUCACGCUCAUUCCGUAAUCGAAUUGCCUGCCUUGGAUCACGACACUUGCGAAAAGUUUUGGUGGCGGAAUGCUUUGUACGUGAACACUUACUUCCCGAUGGAAGACAGAUGUAUGGUCUGGAGCUGGUACUUGGCAAACGACACGCAAUUUUACACCGUCGGUAUAAUAAUUCUGAUAGUCGCAGCGAGUUUCCUCUACGUUGGAGCGGCGUUGGGAGUCUUGUUCCUGGUCGGUUCUUGGAUAAUCACGGCCAUCGUUACCUUGAACACGGAACACGUUCCCACAAUUGAAGAACCCUUCGCUCAUUACGAAAGCUUGUACGACAAGCCUUGGACGAGGAUCGGACCUUACUUAAUAGGAAUGGCGACCGGAUGGUUCCUCUUCAAAACGAAGUGUCAAAUAAAGAUGAAUAUGGUGACCGUAGCCUUUGGCUGGACAAUUUCCCUCGCCACGAUGUUGAGCAUAGUCUACGGUUUGUACGGUAACACGUUUGGCCCGGUAUUGUCCGUAAUGUACACGACUUUGUCGCAUUCUGGCUGGGCAUUGAGCGUCGCCUGGGUUCUGGUCGCUUGUGUCACAAGGCAUGGAGGUAUAAUAAACAGCUUUCUUUCGUGGAAAUAUCUUUAUCCACUAUCAAGACUGACCUACUGCGCGUAUCUCGUUCAUCCCGCAUUGAUGCGUUCGAUGAUACUCAGGGGCGAGAGUUCCUUGCAUCUUACCCAAGGUCUGGUGGCAAUGCUGUUCUUCGGCGUCACGGUGGCGUCGUACAUGGUCUCCAUUGUCCUAAGCCUCCUUUUCGAGGCGCCUAUGGUGUCGCUUUUGCGGAUCGUGCACCCCAUGCGUCGAUGGAAAAACGAUUAAAAUCUCUCGUCCAACGAAGUAACAGCACGCUACCAAUUUAUAAAAUUUAUUGUACAAUCAAAGCUUAUUAAUAAUAAGUAGUAUUAAUUGACAAGA
Molecule: messenger RNA, 2108 nt
Organism: Neodiprion virginianus
Lineage: Eukaryota; Metazoa; Arthropoda; Insecta; Hymenoptera; Diprionidae
Product: nose resistant to fluoxetine protein 6-like
Exons: 14
Coding region: 6-2012 (668 amino acids)
Molecular function (GO): acyltransferase activity, transferring groups other than amino-acyl groups
Source: RefSeq, a predicted model, not a curated record